AUGCCACCCCCAAAGUCCUACACCCUAACCUUCACCGGCGACGUAAUGCUCGGCCGUCUCGUCGACCAACUCUUCCCAACUCACAACUCCAACCCCUCCACACAAUCCACCCUCUCAACCUUCCUCAACGCUCACCCAGCUCUGAAAUCCUACUCCCACCGCUCUCCCUGGGGAACAACCCUCCCUCUCUUCCACACCUCCGAUCUCAACCUCAUCAACCUCGAAACAGCCGUCACAACCUCCAACACCCCCUGGCCGAACAAAGCCUUCAAUUACAGGAUGCAUCCGGACAAUCUCAAGGCCCUGAAAGAGGCACGCAUUGAUUACGCCAGUCUAGCAAAUAACCACACGUUGGAUUUCAGCGAGCCAGGACUAGAGGAGACUGUGCGGGAAGUUAGGGCUUCGGGGGUCAGGUUCGCGGGCGUGGGGAAGGAGUGUGAUGGAGCUGCUGUGUUGACGCUACCCCGGGAUCUUUCUUCUCAUUCUUUUUCUGGUGGACUUGGCGCUGGUUCUGAAUCCAAGAUUGAAGCUGGGUCAGAGUAUAAGGUCCAUGUGUAUUCGGCCUCGGAUCAUCCGCGGAUGUGGUCCUCUUUCCCGCACUUCAAUUUCAUAGACUAUACCCCCGCGACCCGGGUAAGGCUUAAAGAGCUGUUAACGAAAGGAGUGCAGCCGGCACUGAAGAUCUUCUCUGUGCACUGGGGCCCGAAUUAUACUUGGCGGCCGGAUGGGGAGAUUCGGUCGCUGGCUCACUUCUUGGUCGACGAGUGUGGGGUUGAUAUUGUGCAUGGGCAUUCGGCACAUCAUGUGCAGGGGGUCGAGGUUUAUCGGGGUGCUUUGAUUCUGUAUGGGUGUGGAGACUUUGUGGAUGAUUAUGCUUUAAAUGGGGAGUUUCGGAAUGAUUUAGGGGCUGUUUGGAGGGUUGUUGUUGCUGAUGUUGGGGGGAGAUUGGGGGUGCAGAGGUUGGAGGUGUUUCCGACGAGGUGUGAGCGGUUUGUGGUGGAGCUUUUGGGGGUUGGGGAGAGCGAUCAUGCGUGGGUUAGGGAGAGGAUCGCAGGGUUGAGUAGGGAGUUCGGGACGGAGGUGAGGGGGAGUCUGGGGAGAGAGGGUCAGUUUAUUGUGGAUUUGAGUUGA
Messenger RNA from Aspergillus alliaceus, 1131 nucleotides. RefSeq names its product CapA family protein. The transcript has a single exon. The record is from RefSeq and is a predicted model, not a curated record. NCBI's taxonomy places the organism in Eukaryota, Fungi, Ascomycota, Eurotiomycetes, Eurotiales, Aspergillaceae. The coding region runs from base 1 to 1131 and encodes 376 amino acids.